CAGCAUAGUAUCCUUAUUGUCCUUUAUAGCAGGACCAAAGUUGCCAGCGAAAUGGAGAUGCUGGUCUUCAGUUUCCAAGCUUGUGCAAUCCAAAAAAGUAGCCUGUGUAAGCGAAGAAACAAACAUAAGUGUUGUAGAAAGAUUGGAUUUGACAUUAAGUUCAAUUACCAAUCACCAAACUGACAAGGACUUCCAAAUUCAAGUUGAGGACAUGCAGAAGUUGCUGAGGGAUUGUGGAGCAAGCAUUAAGGAAAUUGAAGAAGAACUUGAGGGUCUUUAUAGGUUCAUAAUCAAAACCAGAGUUUCCCUUCUCAAUAUCUUCAACUACUAAAUGCGAAACGUUCGACAUGUCCACCACGCUUGGCAAUCACAAAUUUUGAAAAGAGCUAAACAACCUGAGGAUGUUUGUGCUCGAAUGAAUAUGCAUAAAAAUGUAUAUACGAUACUCUAUUUUUAGUGUAAUGAAAAGCCUCUCACAACACAGCUAAAAUCUGAGUUUUGUCCAUUCUUCUUCCACAAUAUAAAGGAGCAGCAAUAAUCCAUAUCACUUUUUUUGCAUUUGAAACUGCAAUCAUUUUCAUAUCCAACACCGAUCUGGGGGGAGAAAUACACUAAUCUAGGGGUAAACACAAGCACAAUAGAAGAAGUAGAGCCAAUUACCUCUAGAGGCCAUUGAAUGACUAAGGCUCAUAACUUGAUAAAUAAGAUUUUAGAAAAAACUUCCAUUUCUUGUAAUUUGAUUUAUUCAAUCUUUUAUAGCAUGAAAAUAUAAAAUUACUUAUCACUGAAUUCAAGUCCAAUUCACUAGCAGAAUUGGAUCUCUUUUAUUAUCUUCCUGGUUCAAAGUUUUUAAAAUUCAAAUCUGAAAAGUAUUCAAAGUUUCAUUUCCAAAUAAUGAAACCUUCAUAACUUUCAGGAUCUACAUCAUCUUCAAAGGUUUAAUUCUCUAAUACCAGUUAUAAGAAAAAUUAGCAAUCAGACUAUAAAUAAAGUAAACAGAAAAUAAUAAUUAGAGUAUUGGCCUCUGUUCCCAGAGCAAGCUAAGAAAUCUAAUUAAAGCUGAAAUUUUUAUAAGACUGAGAUAACUACAAGUAAUAAAAGGAUAUAAUACAGAUUAAGUUAAUAAGAAACAAAAUAGUUGAGGAUAAAAUCUUGCCUGUGCCUUCUAAUCAUUCAAGAAAUAUCAUUACUACAUCUUUUCUACAUUGAUCGUGUUCAGGACAAGUAGAAUCUUUAAUCUGAAAGCAAAUUGCUACCAUACCAUUCAAAUGUGGGAAUCAAUUGCUUCUUUGGGUAACUAAAGCAAGUCUAAAAGAAGGCAAGAACAUGAGCAACUGGACGAAAACCUCAUUAUGAAGCUGGAAACUUGGGAAAACUGUCCUCUUGGUUCCAAAAUUUCUGAUCAUUCAAAAGUAAAUGAUUCAAACAGCAUAAUGACUUGAACUAGUCAGGUUGUUGGUUAUCUCAUAUCAAUUGCGAAAGAAAUUAUAACCUCAUCUCUUGACUUAGCUUUUACAAUUAGAAGACCCUUUUGACACCAAUAUAUAUAUUAUUAGAGGUAGUAGUUUUUUUGGGAACUAAACAAUUUGGGAUGAGGUCAUACAUCAAGAAGACUGUCUUAUAAGUCAAGGGAAAGCUUUUCCACUUAAACUAUGAAGAGCACUGAAAGAUCUAUCAGGAAGUUCAUUUUGAAUUGUGUGUUUAUUGAGAAGGAAUGAGGAAACAGCAGCAUAUUAUAUAAUUCGUUUACUACCUAACAUUGAUGCCUGAAAGUUGUAGAAGACAUGCGUGGUGUGCAGAAGAGCUACAUGCAUGGUUUACAAAGAAUAUGAUAAAAGGAUAGCCAGCCUUGAACUUGGUGGAAGGGAGACAUAGCAGGAACAUUGCUGAGAUGGUGUUUCAGGUCCAAAUUACAAUCACAUGGCUUCUGGAACUUAUUUAAUUUCUUGAGCAUUUUAAAAAUGAGGUAUAGGUUUCAACUGUUUCCUUGGCCUCGGUUAUAUAUAAGGAUCCCUAAACGCCAGAAAAUGAUCAUAAACUUAACCUAUUCAACAGCUUUGCAAUUCAAAAUCUAGGCCUUUUUUCUUCUCAAAAAAUUCCAAUCAAGAAAAAAAGAUGGAUGCCUCGGCCUUGAACCCAAGAAACUCUCUUCAUAUCCGCUCAAACAGUUUGCCCUCAAAGCCACACCCGCUCGUCGAACAAGUUGAUGAGCAAUUGUGUAGAUUGAAGGAGGCCUCAGAAGCUACAUCAUCUUCCUCAUUUGAAUUAUGCCAUAAACUAAAUAGCCUUCAAGAUUUGCAUGAUUGUGUUGAUAGGCUGCUUCUGCUGCCUCUCACCCAACAUGUUCUUGUUGACGAGAGUGAUAAGAAAUGGUUCAAUGAUUUACUUGAAGGAUCUGUAAGACUCUUAGAUUUGUGUGACAUAGCUAAGGAUGCAUUGUUGCAGACAAAAGAAUGUGUCCAUGAACUAGAGUCAGUCUUGCGCAGAGGAAGGGGAGGAAAAAUGUUCAUAGAAAGUGAGCUUCAGAAAUGCUUAAAUUCUAGGAAGUUGAUAAAGAAAACAAUCUAUAAAGCCUUGAACACAGUUGAAACCAAAAAUUGUGAGAAAAAUCAAGCCACUCCAGCUAUUGUUAGUUUGUUAAAACAGGUAGAAACCGUCAGUUACAACAUUGUCGAAUCCUUAAUGUCUUUCCUAGCAGGACCCAAGUUUCCAUCAAAUUCAAGCCGUUGGUCUUUGGUUGCCAAGCUUGUGCAACCCAAAAGGGUUGCCUGUGAAGUUGAAGAAACAAACAGAAAUGAAGUGGCACUGGUUGAUGCUGCAUUACAUUCGAUUGCCAGUCAAAAAACAAAGAAAUCCAAUUUCCUUGUUCAGGAUGACAAUUUGCAGAGCUCAUUGAAGAUGUUUAGUUCAAACAUUCAAGAAGUUGAAGGUGAUCUUGAGGCUCUAUACAGGCGCCUUAUUAAAUCUAGAGUCUCACUUCUUAACAUCUUGAACUACUAAGCCAAAAAUUUCAGAUAGUAGUAUCAUGGCCAAUCCCAUGAAAAUCCAUUUUUGUAGACUGUAAAGAACGCAGUAAAUAUACAAACUUUAUUCAAUGACUUCUGGCAUAAUCUUCUUGAUUAUUGGUUUCUUACUUUCGCACAACAAUAGUAUCAAUUUGCAAUAACCAUAUUUCUGCUCAUCAAACCGUAAUAACUUUAAUUGUUCCAUUAAUCAGACAAGAUGAACUGAUGGAAGAAAAAUAACGAUAAGAUAAAUCACAAAAAUAGUGAUCAUCGAGUAACUUUUUUCUAUGGCUUACGUUCUAGUGUAAUCAUAAUUUGAACGGUCAAGUAAGGAUGCAAA
Molecule: messenger RNA, 3345 nt
Organism: Benincasa hispida (wax gourd)
Lineage: Eukaryota; Viridiplantae; Streptophyta; Magnoliopsida; Cucurbitales; Cucurbitaceae
Biological process (GO): root development; shoot system development
Source: RefSeq, a predicted model, not a curated record